AUGAAAUCAACUUCCGCUACUUUCAAACCACAACCCACCAUUAAAAAUGGGUGUGAAGCUCGGUUGACAGCUUGUUCGGAUAUUACGGGGACGUGGAAAAUUACAGGUGUCCAUCUCGAGCAUAAUCAUGCUAUAAGUCCCUCUAAAUCAAGAUUAUAUCGUUGCCAUCGUCAGUUAAGCACCAAUAUUAAACGACGACUUGAGGUGAAUGAUGUAGCUGGAAUUCCUUUACAUAAAAGCUUUAAUUCGGCUGUUGUAGAGGCUGGUGGGUAUGAAAAGAUGUCAUUUAUUGAGAAGGACUGCCGAAAUUAUAUUGCUAAGGUUCGACGUUUGAGACUCGGAGAAGGGGAUGCAGCUGCAAUUCAGUCUUACUUUUCUAAAAUGCAGGCUAAUUGUCCGGGUUUUUACUUUAGCAUUGACUUGGACGAGGAGUUUCGGUUGAAAAACGUAUUUUGGGCUGAUAAUAGGUGUAGAAAAGCAUAUCAAGAGUUCGGUGAUGUAGUGUUAACCACCAUGGUCAUUCUACGCUGUUUGGAUGUGGCUUAA
Messenger RNA from Striga asiatica, 546 nucleotides. Lineage: Eukaryota; Viridiplantae; Streptophyta; Magnoliopsida; Lamiales; Orobanchaceae. The record is from the annotation of a GenBank genome assembly.